Ricinus communis (castor bean) is the source of this 2172-nucleotide messenger RNA. Its product is annotated as long chain base biosynthesis protein 2a. Gene Ontology annotation, molecular function: serine C-palmitoyltransferase activity; pyridoxal phosphate binding. Gene Ontology annotation, biological process: ceramide biosynthetic process; sphingosine biosynthetic process. The transcript is spliced from 12 exons. Gene Ontology annotation, cellular component: serine palmitoyltransferase complex. Lineage: Eukaryota; Viridiplantae; Streptophyta; Magnoliopsida; Malpighiales; Euphorbiaceae. The coding region runs from base 343 to 1812 and encodes 489 amino acids. The record is from RefSeq and is a predicted model, not a curated record.
AUUGCGUCCAAAUAAAAUGGACAUAAUUACAACAACAAGAAAAGGCUGUUCUUUUGGCUCCAUCUUCCUUCUCGGGUUGAAUAACCCGACUUAAGAUCCACGCUCGAAUAUCCAAUUACCGAUUAGUCGCCUUCAACAUUUUCAAAUCCAAUUCCAAAUAUUCCACCUCCUCUUUUGUCACCCACAGAAAAUCUUCAAGAUAAAAAUAUAUAUAUAUAUUAUCAAGUUCAGAUCUGCUCUGCAUCUCUCCGGUCUGCUUCUCAUUUAGAUUUGGAUUGUAUACAAAUAUAAAUUUUAAAUACUACACCGAAAAAGAAAAGAAAAGAAAAAAAUACCGAGGAAAUGAUUGCAAUUCCGUACUUAACAGCGUUAACAACGUACUUUAGCUAUGGAUUAUUAUUCGCGUUUGGUCAAAUCAGAGAUUUCUUUCGUAAAAUUUUUGACUGGUGCAAGUCUAACAAUCUUCAGGGUUAUGCCCCAAUCUGUUUAGGACUUGAAGAUUUCUAUAUUCGUCGUUUGUAUCUCCGUAUUCAGGACUGUUUCGGGAGACCAAUAGCUAGUGCUCCUGAUGCUUGGUUUGAUGUGGUUGAGCGUUUCUCGAAUGACAAUAAUAAGACGCUAAAACGAUCCACAAACAUGAGUAGAUGCCUUAACUUGGGGUCGUACAACUAUCUUGGCUUUGCUGCAGCAGAUGAGUACUGCACACCUCGAGUAAUUGAGUCAUUGAAGAAAUAUUCUCCUAGCACUUGUAGUAGCCGUGUGGAAGGGGGAACAACGGCUUUGCACAAUGAAUUGGAGAAGUGUGUUGCAGACUUUGUUGGAAAAUCAGCAGCUAUAGUUUUUGGCAUGGGCUAUGUUACGAACUCUGCUAUACUUCCAGUCCUGAUGGGGAAGGGCAGUCUGAUAAUCAGUGAUUCCUUGAACCACAACUCUAUUGUAAAUGGUGCACGUGGAUCUGGAGCUACCAUUCGUGUUUUCCAACAUAACACACCCUCUCAUCUGGAGGAAGUCUUGAGAGAACAAAUUGCAGAUGGACAACCUAGGACUCACAGACCUUGGAAAAAAAUAAUGGUUAUUGUGGAGGGGAUAUACAGCAUGGAAGGGGAACUCUGCAAACUUCCUGAGAUCAUAGCAAUUUGCAAAAAAUAUAAGGCAUUUACAUACUUGGAUGAGGCCCAUAGCAUUGGAGCAGUGGGCAAAACAGGAAGAGGAGUUUGUGAGCUCCUAGGGGUGGAUACUGCUGAUGUGGACAUCAUGAUGGGAACUUUUACGAAAUCAUUUGGCUCAUGUGGUGGAUAUAUUGCUGGUUCAAAGGAGCUUAUUCAAUACUUGAAGUACACUUGCCCUGCCCAUCUGUAUGCAACAUCAAUCUCACCACCAGCAGCUGAGCAAAUUAUAUCUUCCAUUAAGGUUAUUCUUGGGGAGGAUGGUUCAAACAGAGGUGCACAGAAGCUUGCGCGUAUACGUGAGAAUAGCAACUUCUUUAGGUCAGAAUUGCAAAAGAUGGGGUUUGAGGUUCUUGGAGACAAUGACUCUCCUGUAAUGCCAAUUAUGCUUUAUAAUCCAGCCAAAAUUCCCGCCUUCUCAAGGGAGUGCCUCAAGAAGAAUGUAGCAGUUGUGACAGUGGCUUUUCCAGCAACCCCACUAUUGUUGGCUAGGGCACGCAUAUGCAUAUCUGCUUCUCAUACUAAGGAAGACUUGAUUAAAGCUUUGGAAGUCAUUAGCCAAGUUGGUGAUCUUGUGGGUAUAAAAUACUUCCCAGCAGAACCAAACAAGCAGCAGGAAGACGAUAAGAUUGUGAAGCUGGAUUGAGUAACUAACUAAAUUUUUCUCGCAUACUUUGAUUAAUUGGUUGUUGCAAGCAGCAGAUAGGAAGAAAUAUUGUUGAAGCUGGAAGUACUUUGCAUUAUAAUUUCUCUUGCAUUGGAACAAUUGGUAGUUGGCCUAGAGCAUCAGCACCUGUACUACUAGCCCCUACCAUUUAGUCUCCUGUAUUUGAAAGUGUAAAUUAUUUUUUUGCUUUAAGUGGAUCUAAGUUUUGCCUCCAGGCUCAUGCCAACAUGAGUCGCCGCAGAAUGCAGCAGCUUGUAUUUCCCUUUUCAUAUUUUGUUAACUUAUCCUCUGAUUUUGUCCUAUUUUUAUGAUGAUCUGUACAUAUGUGGUAAUACCCUA